Nyctereutes procyonoides (raccoon dog) is the source of this 7518-nucleotide messenger RNA. RefSeq names its product clathrin heavy chain linker domain containing 1 (gene CLHC1). Lineage: Eukaryota; Metazoa; Chordata; Mammalia; Carnivora; Canidae. The transcript is spliced from 11 exons. The record is from RefSeq and is a predicted model, not a curated record. The coding region runs from base 5603 to 7363 and encodes 586 amino acids.
CCUUCAGAACCUUGGGUUCAUCUUUUCCUGUCCUGUAGCUCCUCCCCGUCUUCAACCCCCCAAACCUGUCCUAGUCUGAGGAAGGUUCAGGGCCUGGUGUAGGACUCCUUAGUGUGAAACAGUUUUAAUAUGUUGAAAAUCUCAGGAGUUUUCCAAUUUUAAAUGAAGCCGCAUGAGACAGAAACCUCCAGAAUGACUGUUUAGUUGGAGAAUUUCCAAGUCGGAACGUGGGGAGUGGUUCUGAAGGAAGAUUUUUGGGAGUGUGUGUAGGGUUCUUGCCAUUUAGAAGGAAGUUAAACCCUCUCCUGUCCUUUCUCCUCUGCACAAACCCGGCAUCUUUUCUAAUGUACCUUCCUGAUGUUUUCUCGGUUUAGUUCUCUGUGCCUUCUCCUCUGCAUCCCCAGCCCCAAAUUCAGGCCCUCCUUAAUUUUCCCCUUGGAAGAGUUAACUUCUUUUUUUUUGGGGGGGGGGGGAAGAGUUAACUUCUAACUUGGCUUCAUUCUUUCUCCUUUCCUAACCCAUCCUCACUCUUGCCUCCAAAAUAUUGUAUGAAGUAAAGAUGGUUAUGUCAUUAUUCUACUUCAUCUUCAGGAUCAAAUCCAGAUUCUUCAGUAUGAUUCUCCCCCUCCGUCUCCCUUACAGCCUAAUCUGUCAGACUCGUUACCCGCUUUGCACUUUAUUAUUAUUAUUAUUUUUUUAAUUUUUAUUUAUUUAUGAUAGUCAGAGAGAGAGAGAGAGAGAGAGAGAGAGAGAGAGAGAGAGGCAGAGACACAGGCAGAGGGAGAAGCAGGCUCCAUGCACCGGGAGCCCGACGUGGGACUCGAUCCCGGGUCUCCAGGAUCGCGCCCUAGGCCAAAGGCAGGAGCUAAACCGCUGCGCCACCCAGGGAUCCCACCUGCUUUGCACUUUAAUCACUGAGCUAAUUGGAGUUGCUAGCUUACCUUUCUCAUGCUUUAGCGCUUCUGAAAAAUCCAUUUCUUGGUAGAAUAGCUCUUAUGGUCACUCAUCACUGCCAUGUUGCUAAACUCACUGGUUGUUUAAUCUUACUCGAUCCGUCGGCAUUUGACAGAGUUGAUUACUUUUCUCUCUGAAACACUUUUUUCACCUGACUUCCUGGAUACCUCUCUUAUUUCUACUUCCUUGCACACUCUUUUCCAGGCUAUUUUGCUCUUGAUCUACCCAACCUCUAAACUUUGGAGUGCUCCUCCCCACCUCCCAGGCCUAGUCUUUGGACCUUUGCUUCUUGACAUUUCUCAGGUCACUUACAUUCUGUCUCAUAACUCUAUUUUAUUUAUUUUUUAAUUUUACUUUUAAUAGGGUCCAUGCCCAGUGUGGAGCCCAUUGUGGAGCUUAAACUCAUGACUCAGAUCAAGACUUGAGCUUAACUAACUGCCCCAUCUGGCUCAUAACUUUUUUUUUUUAAAGAUAUUAUUUACUUAUUCAUGAGACACACACACACAGAGAGAGAGAGAGAGAGAGAGAGAGAGACAGGCAGAGACACAGGCAGAGGGAGAAGCAGGCUCCAUGCAGGGAGCCAGACGUGGGACUUGAUCGUGGGCCUCGAGGAUCAGGCCCUGGGCUGAAGGCGGCGCUAACCUGCUGAGCCACCCGAGCUGCCCUGGCUCAUAACUUUUAAAUACCAUUUGUAUGCCUGUGACUGAUAAACUUCUCUCUCACUCAGACCACUCACUAGAACCCCACCUUUACAUAUACAGCCGACUACUCAACACCUCUCAUAGGCAAAGUUCUGAUCUCAUGAAUUGCUCUUCCCAUCUCUGCAAAUGGCAAUGCCCAUCUUCUCAUUGCUAAGGCCAAACACUUUGUGGUCAUCCUUGACUGCUCUCUCAUAUCCACAUACCCCCUCUUAUGCACAGCAAAUUCUUCUUGGCUUUAUUUUCAAUACCCAAAACACUUCUCAUCACCUCAACUGUUAUCACCCUGAUUCAAGCCACCAUUAUCUUUUGCCCACAUUAUUGCAGUAGCUCCCUAACAGUUCUUCCAGCUUUGACCCUUGUCUUCAUAAAGCAACAAGAAGAAUUCUUUGAAAAUGUAUGUCAGCUGUCACUCUUGUGUCCAUAUCACUCCAACACCUUCCCAUGUCACUGAGAGCAAAGCAUAAAUUUCUAUAAGGCUGUUGCUUCAGCACUGGAAUGACAAGGCCAUGUUCCAGCCCAUUGUUCCUCUAGUGAAGGGGACACCUUUUUCUAACCUGUACAAAAAUGCCCCAUGGGGGGCUGGUAAUGGUCCUGCCUUCAAGGCCUUAUGUCCUACGUGUUCUGGCAGCUACCUCUGAUCUUAUCUCUUUUGGCCCUUUCUCAUUCCCUUCUAGCUCCUUUGGCCUUCUUGCUGUUUGCCAGAGGUGCUCUGCUGCUUUGAGGUCUUUGGACUUGCUGCUCUGUGUGCAUCAACCACUCCUCCCAGGAAUAUUCAAACUAUGUUUUUCAGGUUUCUGAAAUGUCACCGUAUCGGUGAGGGCUUUCCUCUUUCCCAACCUAACACCUCGUAUAAAAUAGCAUGCUCCCACCUUCUUUCUAGUCCCCAUUCCUUCUUUCAUAUAUUUAUACAACUUAGCCCCAUGUGUCUUCUGCAUUUCUGGGUGUUGUCGGUCUCUGAAUGUAACCUCUGGGAGGUUAGGGACUUUGUUUUAUUUGAUGCUGUAUCUCUAGUGUGGGGCUUAGUGGCAGACAUGGUAGAUGGCCCCCCUCCCUCCCAAUUCAUUGAAUACAUAAAUACAGUGCAACAUAAGCAUUGCCCUAGGUGUUGUUCCAUUAGAUGUUUUUCCUGAUGUUUCCCUGCCCUCUCCCACAAAUUAGUGAGAUGCCCCUCUGGGCAUUGGAGCCCCUUGUGCCCACCUCUGUCACACUACCCUCUCUGCUCUAUAACAAUUGCUAAUUUAACUAGACCCAAUAGACCUGACUGGGAAUCUUUGUGACUUGCUUUCUCUGUAUCCCUAUGUAUCUAGUAUGAAUAAAUGAGUGAAAGGUAAUCUGAGUUGAUUUAUGUGACUUGGGGCAUUUUGUAGAUUUUGAGAAACAGUCACUUCAGCUGUGUUCUGAUUUGAGGGUACAAGUGAUGUCUUCUGAGCAGACCAGACUAUUGCUCAGUGAUUAUUGAUUAUUGAGCAUUUUUUGGUACCUAUUCUGCUAGAAGCUGUACUGUGCACUGGAAUGCAUAUAGGUAGGGAAGGAUGAUGGGGAAUGAGAAAAUUUUGGUUCCUGCCUACUGGGAGAGAUAGAGAAUGUAAACAGAAAGUGUCUAUUACAGAGUGGCUGAGUGAUAAUACCAACCAUGGUAGAGGAAGCGCGCAGUACCAUGGGAGAAUGUAGUAGAUGACCACGUUUAAGGGAAUUCAGGGCAGCUUUCCUGGAACUGUGUAACCUAAAAUCUGAAAAAUGCAUAAGAGACAAGGAAAUGAGAGUGGUAGUACAAAGGUUAUCUUGGUUGGGGCAGGGAGUGUUGAGGGUGGAGGGACAGAAUACAGAGGUGGAGAGAGAAUUAUACCAAGACUCUCAGCAAAGUCAUGAAAGUGGGGUUGGGGGUUACGAGGAGGGCAGGGCAUGGAAAGGCUAGAUUUGGACAGAGAAAGGGACUGCCUGUUCCUAUAGGGUAUUCAUUGGUAAAGGAAUUUGGAUUUUAUCCUAAGGUUAAUAGGCCACUGGUAUUCAGAUGUAAUCACUAAUUCCCCAGUGGUCACUCCCAUUCCUUCCUCCUUUGACUCUUUAUCUUUUACAAUCUGAAAUUACAUUGUUUAUUUAUUGUCUGUUUCCCCUACUAGAUUGUAAGCUCCAAAGAGCCAAAAACUUUAUCUUAUUUAUUACUGAAUCUCUAGCUACAAAACAAUGGUGGCACAUAGUAAACAAUAAAUAUUGGUUGAAUGAAUGAAUAAAGAAAUUGAUUUCUCACUUGGGAAAACUGUUGAUCCAUUUAUGGGUUAUCACCUUAUUGGAACUACUUUAUGUUCAUUUAUAAAUUGGUUUUUCAUUAUCCAGUUCAUCAAUAUAAAUUAGUUCUUUUAAAUUUUGAAAUUGGCUCCCUCCUCCUGCAUAUGACCUGUGGGCAAGAUUUAUAGGCCAUAUAUGCCAUUUUAGAUAACCAGAUUUCAAUGAUAUCGCUACAACAUGGUGUAAUUGAUUUAGAUAUUUAUCUAUCACGGCAUUAUUUAUUAUAGUGGAAAUGUCUAAAUGUGGGGGAAUGAUUUUUUAAAAAAUUUUUUUAUUGGGAGUUCAAUUUGCCAACAUAUAGCAUAACACCCAGUGCUCAUCACCCAGUCACCCCAACCCCCCGCCCACUUCCCCUUCCGCUACCCCUUGUUCAUUUCCCAGAGUUAGGUGUCUCUCAUGUUUGUCACCCUCACUGAUAUUUUCACUCAUUUUCUCUCCUUUCCCUUUAUUCCCGUUCACUAAUUUUUAUAUUCCCCAAAUGAAUGAGACCAUAUAAUGUUUGUCCUUUUCCCAUUGCCUUAUUUCACUUAGCAUAAUACCCUCCAGGUAACUUGGGGGAGUGAUUAAGUGAAGUAUGGUAUAGCGUACUAUAAAAUACUACAUAAUUAGAAGUCAUGUUUUUGAAAACUAUUCAGCAACAUGAAAAAGUGCUUUUAAUAUUAAGUGAAAAACAUGAGGAUACAAAGCUGAAUAUAGGGAGUGAUCCUAAUUUUUAUAAUCAUAAAAUCUGGAAGGAAAUAUACCAAAAUAUUAAAUAAUCAUGUUUGGAUGGAUGAUUCUGGAUGAUUUUAGUUUUUCAUUAAUUUUCUUUGGUUUAUAUUUUCUAAAUUUUACACCUGAAUGUGCAUGGGUGGGGGAGAAGAUGAGAAGAGUUAAAAUGUUUUGCCUUGCCAGACAUUUUUCAACAAGCCAUGAGAUCUGUUUGAAGUUAAUAUGAGUAGUUUUUAGGAAUCAACUUCUUUAUCCAACUAAUUUUUCUUAAAGAGCAAUGGAAUGUAGCUGCUUGAAACUGUACUAGAGGAGGACUGUUUGUUAUUCUGAUAUCAUUGAUGGAUGUAUUUUAGCAGAAGUUCUGACUUCUUACUUUUUAAUUAGUAUGUUUAUAUUGAAGAUAAGAAUUCUAAUAAAGUUUAUCAUAAUAAUGAAUUGUUUGUAGCUAUCAUGACUAUGGUUGGGCCAACUGAGCACACUGGUAGAGAAGUAUUUGACCUUGUUUGUAUCAUGAGGAGGCUUUCAAACUGGUUCUCUCAUGUGAAACAAACAAAAUGGCAACCAUCUGUUAAAAAGUAUCGAAUUAAACAUAAGAAACUAUCCAAUGACAUAACACAUAGGCCUGGUUACUAAGAAAAGAGCUCUUUAUUAAGUGGUGUUUGGUAUUUCUAUCCCGGAAGUAUAGCACUUGGCAGUAGAAUAGAUUAGACCUUUUAAUUCAUAGGUUGAAAUAUUUAUCUCAGAUUCAUGGGAACUUUUUUCCCAAGGCAAAUAUACAUUUUAGGCCAAUUUUAAUUUAUUUUAAAUUUAUUAGAAAUGACUUAGUUUAUUUUAAGCUUCAGAUCAAUUGAUGGUCUUUUUUUCUUUCAGGCUUACCAAAGUUUUGGCUUUGUUGCAAAAGCCAGUCAAGACAACUCUACUCUGGUGAACAAGUGUUCAGAUUGUGACAUAUGUUUGUCCAAGAAAUAAAUAAACAUGCAGUUCUUCCUCCUAUCAUUGGUAGAAGUGACAAGGAAUUUUUGGAAAGUAUACAAAGAUACAUAAUUACAGAAAUGGAAAGAGUGGGCUGUAAUGAGGAAGGACCUGCUGAUGAAUAUUACAUCAUUUAUCGAAAUGUUUUUGAUAAGGUAAUAGAGUAUGUCACUGCAUACAAAUCCGUUCUUACUUCAAUCAAAAAAGAAUAUGAUGCCAUUAUUGAGACAAUGAAGGAAAGCCAAAGAACUGCAUUUUGUCUUCAUGGAAAACUUAAAGCUUUGGCAGCAGAGCCCACAGCAUUGGUGUAUCACAGGAAAAGAACAAUCCAACUUGUGGCAAAAAUGAAUGUUAUUGAAAAUGAUUCCUCAAAGAUUCAACUGCAAAUAGACAAAAUGAAACAACUUAGGGCAGAGUAUGACACAAAAGAAGUAAAAUACCAUACUUUCUCCAAAGAUCCUUCAAAACCUAUUCCAGGCAUGACUCUUCAAGAAUCCGUCAAUUUAGAUGCUCUCACUAAAUACCUGAAACAUCUUGAGGAUAAAUAUAUUGAAAUUAAACGGAUUAUGUUGAAAAAAUAUGUUCCAGUUCAAAGGAAGGCAGACUUAGAUGAGGAAAUGAUUGUGACAUUAAAACGGAGAGAUUUAGCUGAAAAUAUGAACAAAGAAUUACAGUUUCGUCAUCAAAGACUGCAAAUUAUUUCAAAUGCAGUUACUUCAUGGGUAAAAUCUGAUAUGAGCAGCUCAUUUCAAGACCUUGUGGAGGAAAUUCAGAAAACAAAAAGUUUACAUGGUGACCAAGGCAUUGUUGAGGAACUGCUUGAAGAUGAUCCAGGCAAGGCAAAAGAAGCUGAAAUUUUGCUUGGCUACAUUGAAAGGUUCAAUGAAUUAAUGUCGCUUGGUGAAUAUGAAAAGGCAGCUUGUUUUGCAGCACGCAGUCCCAGAAGAAUUCUUCAAAAUAUUGGGACAGUGAAUAAAUUUAAGGCUGUUGGAAAAAUUCGAGGAAAGCCUUUUCCCUUACUCUUAUUUUUUGAAGCCAUAUUUAGCACAAGUCAUGCAUGUAGACGUCCUAUUGAUGCAGAACUAACCCUGGAAGGAAUCAAAUGUGGAUUAUCUGAAAAACGUUUAGAUUUAGUUAUCAAUUGGGUCACCCAGGAAAGGCUCACAUUUUCUGAGGAGGUGGGGGAUGUGAUUUGCGAUUAUGGGGAACAGGAUACUUAUAACAAGGCCAAGUGCCUAGCAUUAGCUCAGAUGAUCUACAGUGAAUGUGGCCUGCACAAGAAAGCUCUUCUUUGCCUGUGUAAACAGGGUCAGAUUCAUGGGGCCAUGGAAUACAUACAGCAAUUCAAGGACUUUACUUACGAUGACCUGAUGCAGUUAAUAAAGUUAUGUCCUCACACUGAAUUAAUUCAGUGUCUCACUAGAGAAUGGAAUGGGAAACCACCAUCUUUAUCUUUUGGUCUUGCUAUACUUCAACUGUUUUCUAUAGAUAUGAAAACAGUUGGCAUUAAGCUACUUCAAGAAAUAAGUAAAGGUGGGAAAGGUAUAAUUGAACAUCUUAUGAUAAAUGAUCCAUUUUGUGCAUUCGAAAACUGGCAAGAAGUGGCAAAUAUAUGUUUACAGAAUGGCUUUGACAAAUUAUCUCGUGAUAUCACGUCCGUUCUUCGUUCUCAGGCUGGAGUUACAGAAAUUUCUGAAGAGGACAAUACAGUUAACUUAAUGGAACAUGUUUUUUGGUAGUUCUAUGUCUUAACCAGUUGAGGGAGCUUAUAUGACAUUUUAUGUGUAUUCAUUGGGCAAACUAACUUUUGGCCAUUUUGGCAUAACUAACUUACAAAUAAAUCUAAAGUAUGAAGCUCUCAGAAAUAAACCACGCUGCUUUUGUUAUGAUGGCA